AUGAUAUGUGGUCGACAAGCGUUCAUAGGUGCGUGUGUCGCAUGCUUAAGCCAUAGGGGAGAGACCGGUGCAAUUGAGGGAGGUGAACCCAUCGAUGAUGGAGGAGGAGAACCCGAGGCAUUGAGUGAUGAUGAUGACUUGAAGAAAUCAGGGGAGGAAUGCUCGGGUAUAGUGGUGUUUGAAGGUGUGGAAGGCAUAGCAAUUGUGUCAUCAGAGAUGGAUUCUUGGGCUUGGGGGAGCGAGAAGAGCCCUCAUCCAAGUUCAGAGUGCACCACAGGGAACCCAUUCGCGUCCCUUGAGCAAAUAAAUCAAGUUGCAGAAUUUAAUCGACACAGGAAUGAUCCUUAUUCCAACAUGUACAACCCCGGUUGGCGAAACCAUCCAAAUUUUUCACGGAGCAAUACUCAGAAUGUGCAGAGACCACCACCUGGCUUUCUGGCUCAAGAGAAGAAAAUAAAUUUGGAAGAUGCGGUUACCCAGUUGACUAUGUCUACCACUCAAUUUAUGACGGAAAUAAAAACCCAGUUUCAGAAUCAAAGCGUUUCUAUUCGAAAUUUGGAGAUGCAAGUAGGCCACCUAGCUAAUGUAUUGAGUGGAAGAAAUCAAGGAGUAUUGCCAAGCCAACCUGUAAUUAAUCCGAAAAAUCAAGAAACAAGUAAUGGCAAUACAAUUCGGGAAAAGAAGCAAGUAAAUACAGCGGUCGACUUGGAAAAAGAAAAAUUAGAAAAAGAGAAAGAAGCUGAGAAAUCCCAAGAAGAAGAAAAUUAUGCUGUUAUGCUGACUCCUUCUCCUCCAUUGAAGCCAUAUGUCCAACCGAUCCCUUUUCCGCUGACGCUGAAGAAAAAUAAAAUUGAUGAGCAAUCUUCUAAUUUCUUGGAGACGUUCAAAAAGGUGCAAAUCAACAUUCCAUUCGCUUCAGCUUUGGAAAAAAUGCCAAGUUUUGAAAAAUUCAUGAAACACAUCCUCUCGAAGAAAAGGAAAUUUGGUGAUCAUGAGAAAAUCCAACUGACUGAGGAAUGUAGUGCAAUCCUGCAAUGA
Prunus persica (peach) is the source of this 1038-nucleotide messenger RNA. RefSeq lists its product as uncharacterized. Bases 1 to 1038 code for a protein of 345 amino acids. Lineage: Eukaryota; Viridiplantae; Streptophyta; Magnoliopsida; Rosales; Rosaceae. The record is from RefSeq and is a predicted model, not a curated record. The transcript has 3 exons.